Messenger RNA from Diversispora eburnea, 4080 nucleotides. The record is from the annotation of a GenBank genome assembly. Lineage: Eukaryota; Fungi; Glomeromycota; Glomeromycetes; Diversisporales; Diversisporaceae.
AUGUUAAUGACUGAACAUUCUACAGGAAAUUCCUUUAGUUAUCAACCACAUGGUGAAGAAGUCCUCCGACGCAUUUCAAAUAGUGUUCGAAGUUCUGUAAUAGUUGACACUGUAGCUCAAGCUGCUUUUAAUGAAAAAAAGUGGGUUUGGGUUGAAGAUAAGAAUGCGGGAUAUGUCGCUGGUCACAUAACUAAAGAAAUGGGAGAACAAGUUGAAGUUCGUUUGAAUGAUGAUUCGACUCGCGUAGUUUGUAUAAGCGAAACAGCAAAAAUGAAUCCACCCAAAUUUGACAAGGCGGAAGAUAUGGCCGAUUUAACACAUUUGAAUGAAGCAUCCGUGACGUAUUCCGGACUUUUUUUGGUUGCAGUCAAUCCUUAUAAGAAAUUACCGAUCUAUACGGAUGAAAUCAUUCGAUCUUACAAAAAUAAACGGCGACAUGAAAUGCCUCCUCAUAUAUAUGCUAUUGUUGACGCAGCUUACCAUGAUAUGUUGGUAGAACCUGGUAAAACUGAAAAUACAAAGAAGGUAAUUCAAUAUAUAGCAACAAUUGCCAGUGAUAGUUCCAAGAAGAAAAAUUCGGGUAAACUUGAGCAACAAAUCCUUCAAGCAAAUCCUAUACUUGAAUCAUUUGGUAAUGCUCAAACUAUUCGUAACAAUAAUUCUUCUCGCUUUAUCGCUGGAGCAAAUAUUGAAAGAUAUUUGUUAGAAAAAUCUCGCGUCACAUAUCAAACUCCAGGCGAACGUAAUUUUCACAUCUUUUAUCAAUUACUGAAAGGUGCUUCUCCUCAAAUAAAAAAAGUUAUUGACGGUGUAGAUGAUGCUAUAGAAUUUCAAAACCUUGAAGCCAUGAAUAUUGUUGGAAUUUCACAAGAGGAACAAAUGGAUCUGUUCAAUGUAGUUGCUGCUGUAUUACUUCUUGGAAAUAUUGAUGUCGCUUCGAAUAGAGAUGAUCAAGCACAAAUUUUGGAAACAUCUGUUGUUGAAAAAGUUUGUCAUGUAUUAGGCAUUCCAGUGGGAGCUUUUAUUAAAGGAUUGCUCAAACCUCAGGUUAAAGCUGGUCGUGAAUGGGUUACACAGGCCCGUACUAAAGAACAAGUUUUAUACUCGAUUGAAGCUCUUUCCAAGUCGUUAUAUGAACGAAGUUUUGGUGUAUUGGUCAAUAGAAUAAACAAGGCUGUUGAUAGUCCCGCAAGAAAAUCAAAUUUUAUUGGUGUGCUUGAUAUUGCAGGAUUUGAAAUUUUCGAGACAAAUAGUUUUGAACAAUUAUGCAUCAAUUAUACCAAUGAGAAACUUCAACAAUUUUUUAAUCAUCAUAUGUUUGUUUUGGAGCAAGAAGAGUAUAAACAAGAAAACAUAGAAUGGAAAUUUAUUGAUUUUGGAUUAGACCUACAACCAACAAUUGAUCUGAUCGAUAAAGCGAAUCCUGUAGGUAUUUUAUCUUGUCUUGACGAAGAGUGUGUGAUGCCAAAAGCUACAGAAAAAACUUUUGUAGAGAAAUUACAUAGUCUCUGGAAAGAUAAGUCAUCAAAAUAUCAAAUCCCUCGUUUUCAACAAGGAUUCAUUCUUCAACAUUAUGCUGGAAAAGUCGAAUAUAGAACAGAAGGAUGGCUUAAUAAGAAUAAGGAUCCUCUUAAUGAGAAUAUCACUCGUCUUUUAGCCUAUUCUUCAGAUAAAUACAUCACUUCACUCUUUUCUGAUUACCUUGAGGAUUUUAUUGAUGAAAACAAAAAGAAUCGUGUUAAACGUGGUGCAUUUAGAACAGUUGGUCAUCGUCAUAAAGAACAAUUACAUUCUUUAAUGCAAAAAUUAUAUUCCACACAUCCUCAUUUUGUACGAUGCAUUCUACCUAACAAUGGAAAAAAAUCUGGUAAAAUGGAUGUGCCUCUUGUUCUUGAUCAAUUAAGAUGUAAUGGUGUCCUUGAAGGAAUCCGAAUUUGUCGUGCUGGUUUUCCUAACCGAUUAGGUUUCAUUGAAUUCCGUCAACGUUAUGAAAUUUUAACUCCUGGAAUUAUUCCUGCAGGCUUUAUGGAUGGAAGAGAAGCUGCACAAAGAUUAUUGGAAGCUUUUAAAUUAGAGAGUACUCAAUAUCGAAUCGGGUUAAGUAAAGUUUUCUUCCGUGCUGGUGUGUUGGCAGAAUUGGAAGAAGAACGUGAUACAAAACUUUCACAUGUAUUCUCUAAGUUCCAAGCAUAUUGUAGAAAAUGGCUUGUAAAGAAAGAUCAUAAGAAACUUGAAGAAAAACUUCAAUCAGUACUUGUCAUUCAAAGAAAUGUUCGAUUUUAUAAUAACCUUCGGGCAGAUCCUUGGUGGAAACUUUUUUCCAAAGUCAGACCAAUGUUGAGCAGUGUUCGAUUCGAAGAACAAUUGAGACUUAAAGAUAAUCGCAUACGUGAACUUGAAGGAAAACUUUUACUAGAGACUGAAGAACGAAAAAAACUUGAAUCUGUGAAUAUGAAACUUGAAAUAGAGAAAAUAGCUUCGGAAGAACUUCUUCACAACGAACGUUCUUUAGCUCUUGAAAAAGAAGAAAUGUUAAAACAAACGCGUCAAAGAGAGAUGGAUCUUGAAGAGGAGGUUAGAGAAACGCUUGAAGAACUUGAUGAACUCGAAGGGCAAUGCGAACAACUUUUAAGAUCAAAGAAAACUUAUGAAAUUCAAAUGCAAGAACUUGGCCUUUUAAAUGCACCCGCUCAAUUAUUGGCGCAAAAAGAGGCAGAAGAUCGACAUAAAGAUAUUAUACAACUUGAGCGCGCCAAUAAAAUACUUCAAGCCGAAAUCGAAGAGAUGCGAAAUAGGUUAGAUAACGAAAUUCAUGAAAAACAAAAGGAAGCCGCGAGUCGUCGUAAAGUGGCUGCGGAAUUGCAAGAUGCUCAGCUAAAAUAUGAGACAGAAACAAUCAAAUAUGCUGAAACAGUAGAAUCGUCAAACACUUACAAAUCAAAAGUGGAAAUGAUGUCAUCUAAACUUGAUGCAGCUGAGCUCUCCAGACUCAAAGCUGAAAAAUCUGAGGGAUUAUUGAAACUCCAAGUUACAGAAUUGGAGCAAUCUUUAGUGGAAGCCUCUAAUGAUAGAAAGAUUGCUCAAGACAAGGCUCGAUAUCUUGAAGAACAAUUAAUGGAAUUAGAGGCAAAGAUGGAUGAUGAUGCUGCUGAAAUUGCAGACUUUAAUUUACUUCGUUCACGUUUAACCGAUGAAUUUAAUGAAGAACGUGAAAGAUACAAAAAAGACAUUGAAGAUAUUCAAUAUUCUCUUGACCAAACAAGAAAGAAGUAUCAAAUUGAAUUAAUAAAGCUCACUGAUGAAUUUGAGACGGAAAGAAGCAGUAUUUCUCGUCUAAGAGAAGAAAACAAGAUUUUGCAGAUGGAAAAUGAAGAAUUAUUGAAUAAAUCGGAAGUCAAUAAUAAUUUAGCUCUGUGGAAACGAGAGAAGGAAAGAUAUGAUAUUCAAAUCGCUGAGUUAACUCAGUUGUAUAAUGAUGCAUUGGUCUCUCACGAUGAACUUCAAUCUCAAGUUAGUGCCUUAUUAUCCGAAAUGAGGACAUUACGUACAGCAUUAGAGGAAGCCGAAUCACAAAAGAUGCUUCUUGAGAAAUUGAAAAGAAAUCUUGAAGAACGUCUUGAUGACAUUGGAGAACAAUAUAGUGAUGCUAGUCAAAAUAAGAAUGCUGCUGAAAGAAACAUUAGCGUUUUAGAUAAAGAAGUUGUGGAGCUUCGACAACUUGUGGAAGAACAACAAGCAGCUAAAGCCAAAUUAAUGACAUCUCCACGAGGAGUAAAACGUCUUGAAUCACGGCUCGAAGAAUUAACUAUCCAACUUGAUAAUGAGACACGAGAAAAAAAUGAAACUUUGCGAAUAUCACGAAAAAACGAUCGAACAAUUCGUGAGUUGCAAUAUCAACUUUCGGAACGUGACAAAGCUAAAACACGUUGUGAAGCAGAAAUUACAGAGCGUGAAGCCAAUGAAUCUCGAGAACGUUCAUUAAGACUUGAAAAAGAAAUUGAAAAGAUGAAAUCACGACUUGAAAGAAGUAAUUCUAUCGCAUCUGUACUUUCAUCUAGUUCAACAAAUCAUUCUAAUUAA